AUGGGUACCAGAAACUGUACUACUCUUUUCUCUUUCACUGUUCUUCUCUUUCAUCUUCAUAAAAGUUUUGUUAUGCAAUCAUGGAUGCUCCGUGAAGCAGGGGGAGCUUUCAUGAAUGCCCAUGUUUUUCCUAGUGGGGUUCUUUUGUUAGCUUUUGUUUGUUUUGCUUUGAGCUUCUUGACCUUCAAACAAUGAGAGAACGACAUUCCGCAUUUGAUGCUGUCUUGUCAUUUGGGGUCCUUCAGUUAUUACUGUUCGUUUCACUGAGAAGGAGAGAGGUAGACAAGCUCUGAGAAAUUUUAAAUGGGUUUUUUUACAGAUGUGUGGAUGUCAAAGGAAGAUGAUGAGUUUGGCGUUUUAGGUUUAAGAACGAAUGUAGCAUUCUGGGUAGUUUUUGCUUCAAGUUUUGGUUCUGCAGGAAAGUUUAGAUUCAUGGGUUCUUAUCAAAAUCUCUGUUUCUUUGAUUGAAAACCUCUGGUUCUCUGCAACAUUCAAAGUCUCCUCUUCCCCUAAAAUGGGUUUUCUCUACUGGGUUUCUCUUUCUCUGGUUGGCUUUUUGUACAGAACCCACCUGGUUAUUGCUCUACACGAUGAUCGAUCGAUAAUGUUGGCUCUUAAGAAGGAGCUUGAAGUGCCUGGAUGGGGUGCCAAUGAUUCUGAUUACUGUUCUUGGACGGGCGUAAAGUGCAGCUCCAACCUAUCUAUGAUGGUAGAAAAGCUUGACCUAUCUCACCAUGACCUCCAAGGUAAUGUAACCUUAGCCUCUCGGCUCAAAGCCUUACAAUGGCUCGACCUUUCUUUCAAUAACUUUCAUGGGUCUAUUCCUUCAGCUUUUGGGAAUCUAUCAGAGCUAUGGUUUCUUGAUUUAUCUUGGAAUAAGUUUGAGAGCUCCAUUCCCCCAGAGUUGGGUAAUAUUACAAGCCUUAGAUCAUUAAACCUCUCUUAUAACUCGCUUACUGGAAGAAUUCCUGAUGAACUUCAAGGUCUAGAAAGUAUAGAGAAUCUUCAAAUUUCUGGGAAUAGAUUGAAUGGGUCUAUUCCAGAUUGGGUGGGGAAUUUAUCCAAUCUGAGAUUCUUCACUGCCUAUGAGAAUGAAUUAAGUGGCAAAAUUCCUGAAAAUUUAGGCUCUGCUUCUGACCUUCAGCUGUUGAAUCUUCACUCCAACCAGCUUGAAGGAAAUAUCCCAAAGAACAUUUUUGAGGCUGGGAAGCUGCAGAUUUUGGUCCUUACCAUGAACAAGUUGACCGGGAAUCUUCCUGAAUCGAUCGGAAACUGCAAAGGCCUUUUGAGUAUCCGGAUUGGAAACAACAUGCUUAUCGGAAGCAUUCCUAAAUCCAUUGGCAAUAUCAGUAGCCUUGCAUACUUUGAAGCAGAUUACAACAAUCUCUCUGGAGAGAUUGUGGUAGAGUUGUCUCAAUGUACUAACCUCACCCUUCUGAAUUUAGCAUUUAAUGGGUUUACAGGAACAAUUCCUCCAGAGCUUGGAAAGCUUAUUUACUUGCAGGAAUUAAUUGUUUCUGGUAAUAGUCUCUUUGGAGAAAUUCCAAGGUCCAUUAUUUGGUGCAGGAACCUUAACAAGCUCGAUCUAAGUAACAACAGAUUCAAUGGCACCAUACCAGAAGACCUCUGCAAUGCACCUAGAUUGCAAUUCCUGCUUCUGAGCCAGAACUCAAUAAGAGGUGAGAUACCUCAUGAGAUUGGCAAUUGUGCAAAACUGCUUGAGUUGGAAUUGGGCAGUAACUAUCUGACCGGCACUAUCCCUCCUGAGAUCGGGCGGAUCAAGAAUUUGCAGAUAGCGCUCAAUCUGAGCUUCAAUCAUCUUCAUGGACCACUACCCUCUGAACUAGGGAAACUCGACAAGCUGGUUUCGUUAGAUGUCUCUAACAAUCAACUUUCCGGGAUUAUCCCAUCUGCACUCAGAGGCAUGAUGAGCUUGAUAGAGGUAAAUUUCUCCAAUAAUAUGUUCAGUGGUCAAGUACCCAUCUUUGGUCCAUUCCAGAAGAGUGCCAAAUCAAGCUUUACAGGUAAUAAAGGACUCUGUGGAGAGCCACUGAAUUCUUACUGUGGAAGUUCUUUUGGUUCUGACCAUGGGGGUUACCAUCACAAGGUUUCAUACAGGAUCAUAUUGGCUGUUAUUGGUUCUGGUUUGGCAGUUUUCAUAUCGGUAACAGUUGUCGUUCUUCUGUUUGUUAUGAGGGAGAAGCAAGAAAAAGCAUCCAUGGAUGCAGGCAUUAUUGAAGAUGGAGCUGCUAAUCCACCAGUUAUAAUAGCAGGAAACAUCUUUGUUGAGAAUCUUAGACAAGCAAUAGAUUUUGAUGCUGCUGUGAAAGCAACAUUAAAGGAGUCCAAUAAGCUCAGCACUGGGACAUUCAGCACGGUUUACAAGGCAGUAAUGCCUUCUGGUAUGAUUCUAUCAGUGAAGAGACUGAAAUCCAUGGAUAGAACAGUAAUUCAUCACCAGAGCAAGAUGAUUAGAGAACUCGAAAGGCUGGGGAAACUCUACCAUGAUAAUUUGAUGAGGCCCCUAGGAUUUGUAAUCUAUGAAGAUCUUGUUCUUUUGCUGCAUGAUUAUUUGCCCAAUGGAACAUUGGCUCAGCUUCUUCAUGACUCAACCAAGAAGACUGAAUAUGUACCUGAUUGGCCUACAAGGCUCUCCAUUGCUAUCGGAGUAGCAGAAGGGUUAGAUUUCCUUCAUCAUGUAGCUAUUAUCCAUCUUGAUAUCUCUUCAGGUAACAUAGUUUUAGAUGCCAAUUCAAAGCCUUUGGUUGGGGAGAUUGAGAUAUCAAAACUCCUGGAUCCAUCAAGGGGCACCGCAAGUAUCAGUGCAGUGGCCGGUUCAUUUGGUUACAUCCCCCCAGAAUAUGCAUAUACAAUGCAAGUUACAGCACCAGGAAAUGUUUAUAGCUAUGGCGUUGUGCUACUUGAGAUUCUUACAACCCGAUUUCCGGUUGAUGAGGCCUUUGGUGAAGGGAUCGAUCUGGUGAAAUGGGUUCAUGGAGCUCCUGCAAGAGGAGAGACCCCGGAGCAGAUACUUGAUGCAAGGCUGAGCACAGUUUCCUUUGCAUGGAGGAGAGAGAUGCUUGCAGUUCUGAAGGUUGCCUUGCUCUGCACUGACAGCACACCAGCUAAACGGCCCAAAAUGAAGAAGGUGGUGGAGAUGCUGCAAGAAAUACACCAAAGCUGAUGGUGUUUAUUUUUUAUUUUUAAGCUCUCCAGCUUUUUGAUUCAAUUGUUUCAAGACUCAUAAUUGUGAUGUCUGGAGAUGGAGCUUCAGUUAUGUCAAUCAAUUCACCAGGUUAGAUGUCAUCAUCCAUAACAAGAAGAGGAUAUGGAGGUGGAGAAAGGGGAUUUUUUCAUGGAGAAUCAGUCUUUCAGAUAAUCCACCUACUUGUACUAAAUCAAAGGGGUCCUUGUGAGAUGCCAUUUGCAAUCUUAUCAAAUUGGAAACAGAAUUUGGUGGUCAAUUCAUGUCAGGGAGUCCCCAAAUGAGAAAGGAUUGCCCUUAGUUUCUGUGAAUACUAUUAGAACUAUAAUUUUGUCAUUGAAGUUGUGGUUUCUAGACAUGUGUUUUGGCAGAAAUCCAACUCAGCAAUCAGUUGUUCUCUCUUUGUUGAUGUUGUCAUGGGUUAUCAAGACUUUCAACUGAACCAAACAGAGGAACUCUUCAAUGUAUCUUGUAAGUUCUGGUUGAACUUUGCUUCCAUAAUUACUAUAUGGUGUGUGAACUAAGAGUUGCAGUUA
Molecule: messenger RNA, 3741 nt
Organism: Macadamia integrifolia
Lineage: Eukaryota; Viridiplantae; Streptophyta; Magnoliopsida; Proteales; Proteaceae
Product: leucine-rich repeat receptor-like tyrosine-protein kinase PXC3
Exons: 2
Coding region: 515-3184 (889 amino acids)
Biological process (GO): protein phosphorylation
Molecular function (GO): ATP binding; protein kinase activity; protein binding
Source: RefSeq, a predicted model, not a curated record